AUGGAACGUCUCCUGUCUUCUCUGAAUGAAAGGCAGUGUGAAUCAGUAACAUUCGACCACACCAAGGCCCUCCAAGUGGUCGCAGGUCCCGGCACCGGGAAAACAAAGGUGCUGACGACGAGGGUGGCGUACCUGCUCUUAGAAAAAGGAAUCAAUCCUGGUGACAUUAUCAUUACUACUUUUACGAAGAAGGCUACGCUUGAAAUGAUCGAGCGGUUGUCGUUCUUGCUCGAGGGUACCAACAUUAAUCCUAGCAGUUUGUGGAUCGGAACUUUCCAUUCGAUAUGUGCGCGUAUUUUGCGGCAGCAUGGCUGGAAAAUCGGGCUUCCGAAGGACUGGCGGACCUUUUCUGACAGCGACACGGAUCCCAUCAUUCAUAAACUUGUGGAGAAGGUUCCCGACCAAAUACGUGAUUAUGCACACAGUUAUACUCGCAAGGCUAACCUGCUACGACCCAACUCAAAAGGCAACUGGGAAGUACAUCCAGCCUCUGUCAAAAAAAUGAUCUCAUGGUUAAAAUCCGAAGGCGUGAUGGCAGACGAGUACCGUGCGAAUAAUGAGCACGAUCCAGCACUUUUGCAUUUCUAUGAAGCUUACCAAUGCGAGCUUCACUCUCAACAUGCGUUGGAUUUUGAUGACCUGCUUCUUCAUGCUUUCAAACUACUGUCCAAAGAGCGAUGUCUUCCUCACAUAAAACAUGUUCUCGUCGAUGAGUUUCAAGAUACUAAUAGCAUACAGCUUAAUCUCAUGUACCUUUUUGCUCGUGGGAACAGCACAACAUCUCAAGGUAUUACCGCGGUUGGCGACCCUGAUCAAAGCAUAUAUGCUUUCAGAAACGCACUAGCCAGUAACUUUGAGGACAUGGCCGCUAAGUGUCCAAUCCCGUGCUCUCGUAUUGUUUUGGUUGAAAACUACCGUUCAUCUCAGAAAAUCCUUACUACUAGUGAGAUGCUCAUCAAACAGCAGCUAAGCGGAAGGGAAGAUAGACUUCCUCUGAAGGCCCAAUUUGAUAGCGACUUUCCUCCAGUCUACAUUGAAUUUCCUGCGAAGUUUCUUGAAGCACGAGCACUAGCGCGGGAAAUUCUUUACCUCCGGUCACUACCCAAACUCUGGAAUUACAACAGUUUUGCCUUGCUUGUACGGCACCGCAGGCAGAUAAGGCCGCUUGAAACCUCUCUUAUAGAGCACCGAAUACCAUAUAAGAUUGUAAAUGGUCGUGCAUUCUGGGAAUUAAAAGAGAUCAAUGGUCUGAUGGAUCUUUUAAAAUGUGUCUACUCCAACUACGAAAAGAAUGCCAUACUACGCGCUCUUCAAUACCCAAAUCGAGGUCUGGGGCCUGCUACCGUAAGAAAAGUUGAAGCAACCUUCGCAGACUAUGAGUCUCCUUUCGUGGCUCUCAAAAACAUUGUCGCGAAUCCUAAUAAUGGUGCUUACGCCUCGAAGGCAUUGAAUGUCAUCACUGAAUUCCUUAGCUUAAUCGAAAGUUGCAGAGAGCUUAUGGCUGAAGCAACUGACCUAUCUGCAAUGACAGAGAUUUUUGAUAAAUUGUAUGAAGGUUCAGGGCUCAAGUUCGAAUAUCUUCACGUUGAUGGGAAGAGGAAAGCUGAAGUGGACCCCAAUGGGGAGCCUAAUCUACUCAAUAAGAGACACAUCAACGUUAAUAUUUUGAGAAAACACCUUGCCAAUUUUAAGCCAUUCGAGGAAGACCUGUCUCAACGACAAGGCCCCGGUGAUGAUGAAGUGGACGUGAAGGAAGAAGACACUGACGUGGAGGGAAAAAUUAAUGCGCACGAUAUCCUUCGAGAGUUUAUUAAUUCUGUCAACCUGUACUCUACGGAGACCGAAGUCGAAGAAUCUCAGAUGUCAGAGAAAGAACGCAGACAGAAAAAGAAGCGCGAGAAAGAUGGUUUUGUCACUAUAUCCACAAUUCAUGGUGCGAAAGGUUUAGAGUGGCCAGUAGUCAUGAUUCCCGGCUGUGUAGAAGGUGUAAUACCUUGCGUAUUUGGAGGGAAAGAUGACGCCGAUGACAGCGAUAGUGCAACUGAUGGGGGUGAAGAAGGGAAUAAUAGGGGCAACAAUGGUACAAGCAGCCCCAAGAAAAACCGCCCCAGAAGAAACGAGGGUACCUUAGAUGAGGAGCGAAGGAUGUUCUUUGUGGCCCAAACGAGAGCUAAGUUUCUACUUUAUCUCACAGCUACAAAUUCAAAUGAUACGGAGUCAAGAUACGAAUCUUCGACUCCGAGUAGGUUUCUGACUACAGAUUUAGUUAACACAAUGUGCGAGGACCAGAAGGUUUUCACUGAUGUUGAAUCGGUACGAAAACUUUAUCACAACUUAAACCAACCUCCUCCUCAAGAAAGUGCAACCUUUUCUCUGGAUGUUUUAGUCAAGGAUUAUGAGCAAUUUGUGAACGCCAGACGAGAGAGGCUUACAUGGAAGGGCCGCGCCGUCUUUGAUGCGUCGAGGCUCAACCUGGGCGAGAACAUAACACCCUCGCCGACUGGAUUUGGAAUUACAACCGCAGCUGCUCAAUUGAGGAACGCCUCAACGAACCAUAUUGAGGGGCGCCAAAAUUCCCCAUAUGGGAUUUCAGGAGUUUCGCAUAAUCAAGGAAACAGAAAUAUGGCGCCUGUUUACAGGCCUUCGCGCAAUAACUCCAAUACUGUGUUAGCUCCCUCACGAACUUUUGCCCCAAAAACCUCACCCACGCAGGUUAAGAACGCUCAAGCUCCCGUGUACGCCCCUAAAGUGGAAGACAGUGCGAAAGUCCUAAGAGAGAAGGCCAAAGCUUCAAGUGAAAGUGCCAACUCAAGUAAGAUAAAAACAGGGCAGCUUUCCCGGAGUGCCAGUUUCGAGUGUAGCAAAAGGAGAACUGGUGGCAGGUCUCGGAGAACAAUAGUUGCGGACUCAAUUAACCUCGGUGCGAUGAAUUAUAACCAUGAUGGUACUGAUGUUGAAACCAAUGAAGGUCAAGUGUUAGUGAAGGGUGAAAUGUCCGCCGGCGAACGCGGAAAUCUGAACAAAACUGCUGGCGAAAUGCUCCAUAAUCCACGCGAUUUAAGAAACGAUAGCAGGCCCAUUCUUACUAAUGCAAAAACAUUGGCUGACUCUGUAAGAUCUCAAACGAGUAAAAGAAGUUCUGCGCCUAGUGAAGUUCCAAAAAAAAAGGUUAAAAGUGAACCUAUGGAUAAGGGAUAUGAUAUUAUGUCAAGGUUAUCACAAGCAAGAAGAAGAGCAGAUAGUGAUAAAGAUACAGUGAUUGUCAUUGAUUGA
This is a messenger RNA of Lachancea thermotolerans CBS 6340, 3273 nucleotides long. It is a transcript of the gene SRS2, whose product is annotated as DNA helicase SRS2. Lineage: Eukaryota; Fungi; Ascomycota; Saccharomycetes; Saccharomycetales; Saccharomycetaceae. Bases 1 to 3273 code for a protein of 1090 amino acids. Gene Ontology annotation, biological process: recombinational repair. Gene Ontology annotation, molecular function: 3'-5' DNA helicase activity; hydrolase activity; DNA binding. Gene Ontology annotation, cellular component: nucleus. The transcript has a single exon. The record is from RefSeq and is a predicted model, not a curated record.